Psilocybe cubensis is the source of this 738-nucleotide messenger RNA. RefSeq lists its product as uncharacterized. The record is from RefSeq and is a predicted model, not a curated record. The transcript has a single exon. NCBI's taxonomy places the organism in Eukaryota, Fungi, Basidiomycota, Agaricomycetes, Agaricales, Agrocybaceae. Bases 1 to 738 code for a protein of 245 amino acids.
AUGUGGAGCAAACUCGUCGAUAUGGCUUUCGUCGCAUGUUUCUUCCUGUUCGCUCGGGCGUUUCUGUUUUACGACUUCGCAUAUCUCAGAAUGGUCCCUACUACCGGGAGCGACUUGCUAAGCUCUCCAAUGAACAGAGACAUUGCCACGCUGUAUAACGCCACCACCCCGCCAAGCAACGGGAUAUAUGAUGAUGCCCUACCUCCGAGUUGGGGCCCCGCUAUGGCGACCAACUUUACUACCAACGACGAUGAGCUACCAAUGGAAUCUGUCUUUGAAGAUGGCAGCCACGCCUUUGCGCAAAAACCGGAACGUCACGUUCCCAGUGUCUCGGCGGCCGACAGUCGUGAUGCUGAUGUUGAUGACGGUUAUACUCCUGAAAAGGAACUGCAGUUGACAAGAGUUGCACCCAGGAUGGAAACCAGUAGUACUUCGCCUGUGUUAUUCUCAUCCUCCGACACUCGUGAUCCUGAUAUCGCUGCUGUUGAACGUGUGACGGCUCGGAUGUGGCAUGAUUCUGAUUAUUACGGUCGAGACGACUAUGUGACUACCGACGUGAAGUCUGAUUCUAAGGUCAAUUCUGGUCAGGAUAUUUCUCCGAAAUCCAGAUUUUUUCCGUUCGAGCGCGAGUAUGAUCAAAGGUCCUUGGACGACGAACCAUUUCUUUCCAUGGAGGAAUAUGACGGUGAAAGGGAAAUAUUCGCUCUCAAAAUAUGGAUUGACAGGAAGGCUUGGUAG